Messenger RNA from Cavenderia fasciculata, 11430 nucleotides. RefSeq lists its product as uncharacterized. The record is from RefSeq and is a predicted model, not a curated record. The transcript is spliced from 12 exons. Lineage: Eukaryota; Evosea; Eumycetozoa; Acytosteliales; Cavenderiaceae. Bases 1 to 11430 code for a protein of 3809 amino acids.
AUGAAAAGUGUGGAGGGACCUAUUGUAUGUGUUGUUAAUACAAGAUAUCUUCUUUCAAGAAUGGAAACUAGAGAAGAAGAUCAACUGUUGGCUCAUCUGUUUAUGCCGAUGAGAAUACAACAUGUGAGCAUUCUUGAAACAGUUUCUGAAAGUACUCUUUUUCAUUCAUUCAUUCAACAUAUUAUUAGCAGCACUAGCGAAAAGGGUGGAGGAAUAGUAUCAUCUGCUUUAAAUCAAUUCAGUGAUGAUAUUAAACAACCACCAAAUAUCGAUCAACUAACUAAAAGAAUCAGUCAAUCAUUUGUUGAUUCAAAAGAUAAUAAUAAUAAUAAUAGUAAUAUUCCUGUAAUAACCUAUUUCAAGAAAUCAAAUUGUAUUUUGGUUAUUCAUAGACCUCCAACUAUCAUCAACCAAAACAACAACAAUAAUAAUAAUAAUUUAAUUCAAAUCUAUCCAACACUUGAUACAUUCAAUGUUCAAACAACAAAACUUCAAAUGGCCACUCCUAUUUGUUCAUUCAACAUACAAGAUGUCAAUCAACUAUUAGAUCCUGUAUUCUUAGAGUAUCUAGUUGCACUAAGAGAUACUGAUCAAUCACCAAUCAUGUCAAUCGUUCAUCAUGACCAUUACAUGGUACCAACACCAAAUACCAUUCUCAAUUGGUUAAUUCCAUCUAUUCCUGGGUGUGAAUACAAUGAUUCAAUAGCCAAGUAUUCAACACCAAUUAUUUAUAAAUCAAUUAGAACUGAAAUAUUAAGUGGUAGUUGGAUGAGAUCACCACUUUGGGUUGGUCUCAAGUCAUUGACUCAUUUUCUUUUUAAAAGAUAUGAAUCGUCAAGAGCCUAUAAAAUGGCAAUAUUAUCAUUUAAAAUCAAUACAUUGGCCAAGUAUAAAGUCAACAGUCAAACAACUCUGGAAUACAUUGCACACAUUGCAAGAAGCUGCAACAAAUUCAAAAUCAAAUAUCAAAAGAAACAUCCAUCGACUGUAUUUGAUUUUAUCAAAUCAAUCAAAGAACAAUGUGAGACACUCUCUGACAAGGCUCAUCAACAAUGGGAUUCUUUCUGUCAACACGUAGAGAAAGAAUAUCAAAUCAGUCCAUCAAUCAACAAUAUUUGCAAUGGGUUGAAAGAUUAUGGAACUGAUCAAGCAAAUUUGGUUCAUCAAAGUCUUCAACAAAACAUUCAAUCAUUUAUCAACAAUCUCAAGGUAGAUGAGAAGAAAUCAGGUGUCAAGGAUUUAGGCUUAUUAAAUGACUCGGCAUCAAGACCUUCAAUAACCAAUUUGGAGAAUUAUUCAAAACAAUUACAUCAACUCAACAAUCGUGACGCCUCAGGGUUGGUUUCUAUAUUAAAAGGAAUGAUUGAUACCCUCAGCAAUACCAAUGGGUUUACAUUGGAUUAUUACACUGAUAAUGUAACAUUGGUAAUCACAUUGAAUAUCAUUGAAGAGAUGAUAUUCCAGAUGUGGAAAAGUCAAAUUUUCAGACAAUCUCUGUCAAAUGGCCAAAAACAAAGUCAAGAUGUAUUCUCAUCUGUUUACAAUCUAAUGGACAUUUAUAUGAAGUUGUCAAAACCAAGAUAUGAUAAAGAUGCUAUUCUUUACAGUCGUUUUAUCUUGACAUCAUUUACUUUGGUUGCCAUUUUGGAUAGAUUGACACUGGAUUAUUGUCAUCAAAAUGACAGAUAUACAACUUUCAGUUUCGAUUUAUACUCUUCUCUACCACCAUAUGUCAAUUUAUCAAUAUUCUCGGAUCUAUUACUUCAACACCAAUAUGAAUAUGAUAUCUUGGAAUCAUUGGAGUCAUAUUUUGAAGAUCAACGUCAUUGUAGUAAAACAUCAAUAGAUAAUUCAAUCUUUAGUGUUGAUGACAAUGGUUUUGGAAAGAAAUGGGCCCAACAAUUUUAUCAAGAAGAGUUACAAAAAGAAUUGGAUGAUAUAGAGAAAAAGAAGGAGGACAAAAUCAAAGAGUAUCGAGAUCUCAAAGCCAAAAAGACAGCAAUGAUUGAAAAACUCCAAGAGAAGUUGCUUCUGUAUCCAAAAUAUGAAGGGGAAAGCUAUUCUUAUGCUCAAAAAAGAAAAAAAAUUGAACGUGACAUUAAAGAUUGUUUUAAUACGACCUUGUCAAUCUACUACAAAUCAAUGCCAAAAAACAAAGACAACCAAUUCAAACUCAUGUUUGAAAUCCAUAUCCCAUUCUACCUCUAUUAUGUUAGAAACUCGUUUGCUUUGCUUUGCAAAUAUCUUUAUGGUGGACAAAAUUAUUAUAACCUCACUUCAUGGAGGCUUUCACCCACUUCAAGUAUAGUAUCAUUAUUUGGGAGUAUGCCUCAUGUACCUGAAUUCCUUGCUAUCUUUAAAAAUCCAGAAACAUCUUUUAUUGAUUGGAAUCAUAAGACUAUUUCGCGCUACCAAUACAAGGAAGCAAGUAGAAUCGAGGAUAUGACAUCAUCAAACCUCCAAAAGAGUAAUUUGCUCCUUUCAAUUCCAUCAAGAGUUGAGUAUAGUCAACUCAACUGGAUGGUUCAAUCAAAUCAUGGAAUAGAAGAAAAUGAUGUUCUCGCAACUCAAAGCAACACACCAAAAGGAAUGUUACCAAAUGAAUAUAUUCGAUAUGGAAUGUUAAGAGUUGGAGCAAGUUUAUCAAUUAGAAAUAUGAUUAGAUUCAUGGAAGAAAGGAAUAAUCUCAAUGGAAUUCAUGUUUUGGUUAUGUUUUAUCAAUUGUCAAUGCAAUGUGGUCCUAGAAAGAAUGGUCAGUCAACAAAUAGACCAUUUAGAAUUGGUUGGGACGAUGAAACUGUUCUUCAAACACUAUGUAAUACCGUUGAAUCUAUUUUAACUGAAAGUGAACUCAAUUGGGAAAGAAAUAUUUCAAUGAUUGCCAUGAUUCAUUGUUUGACAAUUGCAUUCAAUACAAGAGAUAAUAAGACGUUGGAUGAUAUCAACAAAUCGAUUAUUAAAGUGUUAGAGAAAUGUAGAUUGGUACUUUGGGAAUGGGUUGCGAAGUUGGAACAACUCAUUCAACAAGAAUUACUUCAUGGAAGAGAAACUGAAACAUCAUCACUAAGAAAGAGAAUGGUUUAUACAUCGAUUGCAAUAAUAAUGACAUUCAACAUUGACAAUAAUCACAAACAAUAUAUUAUUCAACACACCAAUUAUUUCCAACACAUUGAAUAUUAUUUCAAAUCGUUGAUCAUUUUGGAUGAAAAUUCAACCUAUUCAAGUAAUAGGACAAGAACAUUGGGAUCAUCAUGUCCAGAACAACCAUUUUUGGAUAUAAUAUUCAAUCAACUAUCAUUGAUUAUUUAUCGUCAAAUACCAUUUAUCGUUGAACAUUUCAAAGAUGGAAAUCAUUUCAAAUGUUUAAAUAAUAUCAUUCAUAACAAUCAAGGAAAUGAUUAUACUUGGGAAAAAGGAUCAAAUAAUAAUUAUUAUCAAUUCAAAUUUAAUGAUCUUAUUGUACAAUUUAAUAUAUUUGAUGGAACAUUAUUAUUCAAUGGAACAUUUGAUAAAAGAUUACCAACUCAAGUUGUUAGUUAUCCACUUUAUAAAUCCUUCUUUGAAUCAUCUAUUUUUGAAGUUCAUCAAAAUGGAAAUUCUAUUUGGACUACCAAUCAGACAAUAGAAGGAUAUAAAAUAGAGUUCAUAAUAUAUUCAUCUCGUACCAUUGGAAUUGUUCAAAUCAAAGACAAUGGUGAAAGAUGGAUGCUUCUUGAUCCUAAUUUAUUUAAUCAUUUGCCAAUUACUUUAGUCACAUUCUAUUCACAUUGGAUAAACAUGGCAACUAAUGAAAUAGAGUUUAGACCAAGAACUCUUCAACAAUACAAAGAUGGAGGUUUGGAUUCAAUUAAAUUUAUUGGAACUAAAAAUGGUGAAAUUAAAUUAAAAUCAACUGGUGAUUCUCUAUUAUAUUUUGGAUAUAAUAAUCUAUGGUUAAGAGAUCAAAUAUUGAAAAUAUUCCCAAUAGAAUCGGAACCUAGCUUUCAUAUUUUUGAACAAGAAGCAUCCAAACUUUAUAGAAUCCAUUUGAAUCAAUUUGGAUUGGAUUUUAUAGUUGAUUGUCAGAAUCAACAAAUCAAUUCAGUUCAAUAUUCUGGAUAUCGACUAUGUGAACAACAAUAUAUUGGAACUUUAGUUGGUUUGAAAACAAUAUUGGUUUUGGAACAAAAUAUUGCAAGUGGAACAAAGAAGGUUAUUCUUCCACAUUCAACCAUCACAUUGGAGAUGAAUGGUGAUUGUCAAGGUUUCAAUAAUGCCAAAUCAAGUACAACCACUCUCAACCAUCCAGCCUAUUUUAUUUAUGAUAUUGACAGGGAACUCAAAAUGAUCAAAUCAUCAGAUUUGACAGCACAUCUCCAUCUUUGUUACUCUCAUAUUGUAACAUCAUCAUUGUUUAGAGAUCCAUUUACUGGAUUGAGAGGAAUGGAACUUGCUAAUAUUCUUUUAAAGAAAUUUAAUAACAACAUGCCACUCAACCAAUCACAACUCAAUAUUUUAUCUGCGAUAUCCAACAUAUCACCAAAAAGAACUGAAUCAAAUCACAUCCAACAAAUAACAAUAUCACGUCCACUUCUCGCACCAAUGAUAUCACAUUAUGAUGGAUUUGUUAUUUUGGUUGAUAUGAUCAAACAAUCACAUGCCAAGAUGUCAUUUUUAUGGAGUGUUAAUCAAGAAGCAGCACCAUUAACUUCAACACUCAAUCGUAUUGCUUGGAACAGAUACAAAAGAAUAUACUCCCCACAUUGUCAAAUAGAUUUGCCAAUUGACACACCAGGAUCGUUUGUCAUAGUUGAACCAUCAUCUUUGGGUCAAAACUCCAAAAAUGUUCAAAGAAUGGCAUCAAUCGUUGAAUCCAAGAAUAUUCAGUAUUUAUGCAAUUCAUUUAAUCCCUUCUCAAUGAUUGGCACAUCAACUAUCUAUGGGUUAGACUUUACUGACCGCCAAAAUUGUGUUCCAGAGUUUCAAGAAACCAACAAUCUCAUCAAUACCAGAUAUAUUGAUAGACAGCAACAACUUGGCGGGGCAUUCACAUACUGGUAUCUAAAACUUUUGAAAAUAGCAAUGGAAACUGCAAGUGGUCAUUAUAAUCUUACAAGAUUUAGAUUCGUCAUCACAUUGCUCUCAUAUUUUUGGUCCGAUUCUUCUUUGGUUCCAUUAAUAGAUCAUCUCGUACUUAUCGCAAUAUCUAAACCAUUACCAAAUGUUCCAUCAUUUCCUCUUGAAAAAAUAUAUGUAGAACCAAUGACUACAUAUGAACCUAAUUUCAUUAGUAGUAAGGUUAAAUCCUCUAUUCCAGAUGCCCGUUACCCGUACUCCGAUACCUAUGAAGAAAUGGUAGCCAAACGGGAAAAGAUUGAAGAAGCAAGAUCCACCGUUAUCAAAGAGAUCUUUGACCAAAAUAUUUGGGAUAGAGUGAAUGAAACAAUCAUUUCACCAAGUCACACCUCUUACAAAUCAGUCUCUAAUCCCCAUUUCUACUACGAAAAAUCAUUUAAUGAUCAAAUACAAAUUUACGGUCGAUUAUCAGGACUAUCUUAUUUCAAUGGUUUACCAAGUUUCAUGAAACCUCGAGUUUACCAUUUAAAGAACCAAUUUAAUCAACAAAUUUACAAUUCAAAACUGUUCGACAAGGAAAUCCCAAAGGAUUGUAUGAGAAUAUGGGAACUUGGUUAUGAUCAACAGUUGGAAUCAAUAUGGUCACCUGGUAAAAUAUCAUUUGGCAAGUUGGAUAAUUUUAUCAAUGGAAUUUACCAUCAAACCCAUUUGGAGGAGGAAUUAUUUGAUGAUUUAAAUAUCAGUAAAGAAUCUUUAAAGAAUAAUAUUCAACAAUCCAAAACGAAUAUUCUGAAUUCUCAGACAUUGGGUCGUGACCUUGAAAGGUUAUUGGUUAUUAUUCAACAAAGAGUAGAUUUGGUUUGGAAUAUAAUUCUAGAGUUUUACAAUAAUCCAAAAAGAACAGAUCAAUCUCAACAAGAAUUGGAUGGUAUAUUUAAAAGUUGUCAUUCUUGGAUUGGGUGUGUUCCAUUGACUGUCUAUGAAGAUUUCUCAAAUCAUUUUGUUGAUUUACCAGAUCAAAUAUAUCAAUUAAUUGGUGUUCAUAUUAUCCUUCAAACUUAUAAACAAAAGAUUCAAAAGUGUAAAACCAUUCAAGGUGUUGAUUUGGUAAAAGAAUUAUCACAAAGUAGAGAGACAAGAAAAUGGUUACCAAAAGAUUAUCCAACAUGGUUGGUAUUUGAAUUGGAACAAUCAAUAUGGAUCAGAGACACUCAAGCAGAGAUUGCAAUCAAGUUGAUCAAUGCUCAAAGUAAUGAAUGUGUUCAACUACAGAUGGGUGAAGGAAAGACAUCUGUUAUUCUACCAAUCAUGUGUUUGGCAAUAUCCGAUAAACAAAGAAUUGCUCGAGUCAAUGCAAUUCCAUCCCUACUUCAAACUUAUAUUCAAGAUUUACAAAUGAGACUUGGAUCAUCAAUUCUCAAUCGACCAAUCCACCUCUAUCCAUUCAAAAGAGAUAUUGGACCAUCAAUAUCAGAAUCACAUGUUCAAUAUAUUCUCUCCAACAUUGAAAAAUGUAAACAAAUGAAUGGAAUCAUACUUUGUACACCAGAACAUAGACUAUCAUUCAAUUUGUUUUGGAGAUUGGCAAAGGAUAAGAACCCUUUAUUUGAUAGUAUGGGUAAUGUUAUCAAGUGGUGGAACGAUAAUAUAUUUGAUAUUAUGGAUGAAUGUGAUGAUCUAUUAUCACACAAAUACCAACUACUCUAUCCAAUCGGGUCAAAAGUUCCGAUUGAUGGUGGAUCUGAUCGUUGGAACGUUAUUGAAGAGGUUCUAUCUGAAUUAAAAUUAAUUCUUCAACAUCAUUACAAAGACUACCAAGAUCCAUUCAUAUUUAGAAGAUUCACUUCUGAGAAUGAAAAUAAUCAAGACCAAAUGAAAAAGAUAUUGUCUGUUUUACUCGAAACAUUAAUCAACAAACUACCAUUCAACACCAAUGAAAAGAAUCUUGACCUUAUCAAACAAUUUGUUGGGCCCGAUGAAGAUACAAUUUCUCAGGAGCAUCACAAAGCUCUAUCCUUGGUGGAAAAACUUGAUAAACAUCAAACAAGAAUAUUGGUUUAUAGAGGAUUAUUUUCAUAUGAAGUUCUUUUACACUCUUUAACAAAAACAUGGUCAAAACAUUAUGGUAUCAGAUCAACAGCGUCAUCAUCGUUCAAACGAGAUUCAACAUUAUUGGCAGUUCCAUUCAGAGCCAAAGAUACACCCUCUGAAAGGGCUGAGUAUGGACACCCUGAUUUUGUAAUCAUUUUGACAUUCAUAGCUUACUAUAAUCAAGGAUUGACAUUUAAUCAAUUCCAAAAAGCAUUGGAUUGUCUAAUCUCAAGUAAAAAACAUGAUGCAUCAGACAUCUACAGAUCAUGGACAGAUUAUGACCAAUCAAUUGAAGAAAAAUAUAGAGAUUUCAGAUGUGUUGUCAAUUCUGAUAAUCAAUUAAUCAAACAUCUCUAUUCUCUAUUCAAAUUCAAUUGUAGAGUGAUCAAUUUCUGGUUGAAUGAAUUGGUAUUCCCAUAUGAAACCAAACAAUAUCCAUCUAAACUAUUUGCCAACCCAUGGGAUUUGGUUUAUCCAAAAUCAAACUCCAAGAAACAUAUUUCAUGUGGAUUCAGUGGUACAAAUGACACUAAAUGUCUCUAUCCUCUUACUAUUCAACAGAAUGAUUUGGAUCGACUCAAAUAUACCAAUGUUCAAGUAUUGAAUUAUAUUCUUGAUCAAAAUGAUCAAUCAAACAAGGUUCAUAUCGUUGAUGAUAAGAAUAUUCUGGAAGAAAUUGUUAAACUAAACAACAAUCAAAGUGGUCAUUAUUUCAAUAUUUUAAUUGAUGCAGGAGCAUUAAUGAUUGGUAAAUCAAAUGAAGAUGUUGUCAAGAGAUGGUUGGAAUUGGAAUCAGCAACAAGAAUAGAUGGUGCUCUCUUUUUUGAAAAUGAUAAACUGACAACAAUCGAUAGAGAAGGAAAGAAGUUUAUUUUCAGUCAAUCACCACUCUCUGAUAGAUUAGAUAGAGUUUUAGUUUAUUUGGAUGAUUAUCAUACUCGUGGUGUCGAUAUUAAACUUCCAAUCAACAGUAAUGCAAUAGUAACAGUUGGGAACAAGAUCACUAAAGAGAAACUACUUCAAGCAUGUAUGAGAAUGAGAAAGUUGGGACAAGGUCAAACUAUUUCAAUUCUCAUUUCAAAGAAUCUUGGAAUUGAAUUAAAGAAUGAUAGAGGUGAACUUGAACCACUUUCCAGACCCCCUGAUAUUCUAGACAUUUUGAAAUGGACCAUUCAAAAUACAAUUGAAUUUAUCACCAACUCAUUUAUUCAAUGGACAUUCCAAGGAAUGAUGAAUGCAAGAAGCAAGUCUGCCAUUUCACUUUUGGAAAUGGAUAAUGUAGAAAACAAAAACAAGAGCACUAUAUUCUCUAAAUUGGUAUCGUUCCCAGAAACUCUCUCACUCUAUGACUUGUAUUCUGGUCUCUAUAAAAGGGAGAAUGGUGAUGUCGUUGUUUCAUCAAUGGUAUCUAAAUUGGAAAAGAAAUUUAAAAAAGAUGUUGGCUCUGACACUAUUCUGGGUACACUUGGCCCAAGUCAUUCCAUUCAAGCAAACUUGAUGAGCAAAUAUGCCAAAAACAAGCUGCAAGAUCAAUUUGUUUAUUCCAAUAUGGUUGAAGAGGAACAAGAGAGAGAGUUUGAAGUAGAAGCGGAAGUUGAAAUGGAAAGAGAGUUACCUAAAAAAGUAAAUCCACAUAUCGAAAAGAUUGAUGAUGGUUGGAGAGAAAUCCUCACUGGAUCGAAACAUGUGCAAGACCAUCCAUCAAUAUUCCUACCAAUCAAAGAUAUAUUCAAAGAUACAAAUGUUUGGAAAUGUUUAGAGAUUCAAAAGGAUUGUUUUGCACCAACACUUUGGACAACCUAUAACUUUACCAAAACCAUUACCACUAAUCUAUACUCAACAGCCAAUAAUAUAGAUGAAUUUGUCAAACAAAUCAAUUAUAUAUUAGUGGUGUGGAAUGGUGAUACACCAAACAUGAUUCUAGUGUCAAUGAAAGAAGCAAACCAUUUAAUCAAAAUAUUGGAUCAAUUGUCAAAACAAGAGAUUAUCAUCUUUGCAUCAAUCCACCAAUCGAUCCAACGAGACCGGCCAAUUGAAACCAUCCAAAAAGAUAGACCAGGUCAAACAGAGUAUUUCAACAAAAUAUCUACUCGUUCGCCAUCAAGUUUCUCUCUACAACCAAAUUAUCAUGCUCAAAUCCGUCCAUUAUUAAAUCAAAUCAAUGUAUUGAAUGGAUCAAAAUACUUUGAUUAUCCAUUAGAGAUUUACCAAUUCCUUGGGAUCUUUAGAUGUGGAUUAAAAGAAAUAAUGUCAAAACUAAUCAACAAUGAUUUUAUUGAUCAAUUUGGAUUUGUAUUAGAAAGUGUCAAACCAAGUGAUAUCGACAAACUCUCGAUUGAUGAUGAUCUAUUCGACCAACUCCUCUCAAUCAUCAAGACAAGAAGAUUUAAAAAAUGUCCAAUCGAUCUACUUGAACAGAAUUUACAACUACAAAGAGUCUAUUCUGUCGGUGUCGAUAGUCAUAUCAAAAAUAUUCUAAUUCAUUGUAAUAACACAUCACACCUUCAUCAACAACAUCAACACAAGGUCAAUCUCAACAAUAUUGUAAAGAUGGAAGAACAAGACGACCAAGUAUUGUCUCAUCUAUUUAUGUCAAUGAGAUUACCAGAUACUCUAAAUACCAAAGCAGAGAUGACACUUUUUCAUUCAUUUAUUCAAGAUAUCAACAAUUGGGAUGAAGAAGGAAUAGUAUCAUUAGCAUUAAAACAAUUCAGUGAUGAUAUCAAUCAACCACCAGAUAUCGAUCAACUCACAAACAGAAUAACACAAUCUUUUAUUAAUGAAACAAAAGGAAACAAUAAUAAUAAUGAUAAUAAUGAUCAAUUAAAUAAUAUACCUUUAAUCACCUAUUUCAAGAAAUCAAAUUGUAUUUUAGUUAUUCAUAGACCUCCAACUAUCACUAUUAAUAAUAACAAUGAUAAUAAUAAUAAUAGUAUUAUAUUAGAUUUAAUUCAAAUCUAUCCAACUCUUGAAGAUUUUAAUGUUGAAACAACAAAAAUUAAAAUGGCCGCUCCUAUUUGUUCGUUCAACAUUCAAGAUGUCAAUCAACUAUUAGAUCCUGUAUUCUUAGAGUACCUAGUUGCACUAAGAGAUACUGAUCAACCACCAAUCAUGUCUGUUGUUCGCAGUCAACAUAAUGUGAUACCAACACCCAAUACCAUUAUCAAUUGGUUAAUUCCAUCUAUUCCUGGAUGUGAAUACAAUGAUUCAACAACCAAUUAUUCAACACCAUUUAUUUAUAAAUCAAUUAGACCUGAAAUUUUAAAUAUUGGAGACAAUCUUGUUUGGAUGAGAUCACCACUCUGGGUUGGUCUUAAAUCUUUAACUCAUUUUCUUUUUAAAAGAUAUGAAUCAUCAAGAGACUAUAAAAUGUUAAUAUUGGCAUUUAAAAUGGAUACUUUGCAAAAUCCAGAGAUGGUAUUUAAUUUAAUCAAAUCAAUCAAAGAUAUGUGCCAGACACUCUCUGAUAAGGCCAACCAACAAUGGGAUUCAUUUUGUCAAGCCGUAGAGAAUGAUAGUGACAUCAGUACCUCAAUUACCAAAACUUGUAAUGGAUUAAAAGGAUAUGGAAAUGAUCAAACCAACCUGGUUCAUCAAAUUAUUAAACCAAAGAUUAAAUCUUUUAUCAAAAAUCUCAAAGUUGAUGAAAUGAAGUUAGAUGUAAAAGGUGUAAAUACAUUGACCGAUUCAGCAUCCAAUUCUUCAAUCACAGAUUUGAAAAUUCUUUCAAAACAACUCAAUUCUCAAGAUGUUCAAGCUUCAUUCCCAACAAUCACUUUUAGAAGAUGGCAACCAGCAACACAGCCAAGAUGUAUUCUCAUCGGUUUACAAUCUAAUGGAUCAAAUGAUAACGUAGAUUCAACACCAACACCAAGAUACAAUUUAUAUCGUUCUCUACCACCAUAUGUCAAUAUUUCAAUAUUCUCUGACAUUUUACUUCAACAAAGAUCAGAGUAUGAAAUUAGAGAAUCUUUGGAUACCUAUUUCAAAGAUUAUCGUAAUUGUAGUCAAACAUCAAUUGAAAACUCGAUAUUUAGUAUUGAAGAUAAAGGGUUUGGAGAAAGAUGGGCUGAAUCAUUCCUCCAAGAAGAAUUAAAACAAGAAUUGGAGGAUAUCGAGACAAAGAAAGAAGCCAAAAUCAAAGAAUGUCAAGAAUUCAAGCAAUCAAUGCUCGAUAAAAUCAAAAAGCUUCAACCAGAUUUACGUUUGUAUCGUAAUGACAGUCGCAUUUAUAGUAGCCGAACAUCAAGUACCGCCAAAUCUAAACAUAUUUCAAAUGCCUGA